UGAGGUUACCUGAUUACGAGUUACUGCCCUUUAACUCGUGUAUAGAGUAGGGGGCACUGCAUUUCCAAGAUGGCUUCCAGUGGGCCACUCAUAAAUAACUUCGAAGUACCUUCAUGGGCCAGUAAACCUCCCACAGGUCUUCAUUUAGAUGUAACAAAAGAUGGGAAAAUGAUACAGAAACUUAUGAUAGAUGAAAAGAAAUGUUACUUUUUUGGAAGAAAUAAACUGAUGUGUGAUUUUUGCAUUGAUCAUCAGUCUUGUUCUCGAGUUCAUGCGGCACUGAUUUGGCAUAAGCAUUUAUCCCGGCCAUUCAUCAUAGACUUGGGAAGUACUCAUGGAACAUUCAUUGGUCACAUUCGUUUGGAGUCACGGAAACCACAACAGGUUCCCUUAGACAGUGAAUUACACUUUGGAGCAUCAACUCGUCUGUAUAUCAUUCGAGAACGUCCUCAGAUCACCUCUAACAUGGGGGAUGAGAAAGACAAACGGGCGGAUGAAUUGGAAGGAGGACUCAUGGGUCUGCCAGAGUCAGAAACAGAAUUAGAUAAUUUAACAGAAUUCAAUACAGCCCACAAUAGGCGAGUGACAGCCAUGGUGGAAAUCAACGAAAAUAAAUCAGCAAAUCCUUUGAAAAGGAAACAUAAAAGCAUGCAUGUAAAUUUUGAGGAGGAGGAUGAAGUUAUCAAUCCAGAGGACAUAGAUCCAUCAGUCGGACGGUUUAGGAAUCUUGUACAGACAACAGUAAUACCCAAAAAGCGAGCGAGACUGGAUGGAGGUUUGAAUGCUGGUUCAAUGACAGACAAUAUUACAAAAAGACUACAGAGUUUUUCCUAUGCUACACCAAGUUUAUAUGCUGAUCUUGGCAAUGUGCCAGGGGUGGGUGCAGGAGGUACCCUAAGUAUAGCUCAGAAGCUAGGACUUCCUAUGCCAAAUUUGGCACCAGAUCUGGCUGAGGCAGAACCUGUUGCCCCGGUUAACCCAAUGCCAGCCGUAGUGUUUACAAUGGAGGAAGGCAGCAAAGAACCAAAAAAGAAGAAGUACGCGAAGGAGGCAUGGCCAGGAAAAAAACCUACACAUUCAUUCCUGGUGUAGCCUCAGUGUUGUGUUUUAUGUGGUAUCAUCUUCAGAGGACAGCUGCAAUGGUUCAUGUUUCAUUUUAACGGACAUAUAUUCUAGCGUCAGGCCACCUAAACAUUCAGAUUAUAUGGCCAAAAUGUUGUGAUCAGCUGCCAGAAAAGAAAUACAAUCUCCAUUUUUGUUUUUUUUAAGUUGUAAGUGCAGAAAUCUUUUGUAGAUUUUGGUUGAUUUAUUUGCUACAUUUAACAAACUUCACAUUGCAAAGGAAUCAAGAGCAUUAAAGAAAUUUUGAAAUUUAUUUUGAUUUCGUAUAAUUACCUGGAUAAUUGUCAUCUUAUUAGUGGCUUUAUAGUAAAGUGUUAAAUGCAAUGAAAUUACUGCAUGGCUUUGUGAAGUAUGCGUAUACAUCCAAGUUAAACCAUGGCUUCGUUAAGUAUAUGUUUAUACAUUCAAGAUAACCCAUGGCUACGUUAAGUAUAUGUUUAUACAUUCAAGAUAAGCUAUGGCUUAGUUAAGUAUAUGUAGGUACAUCUUAGUUAACCCUGAGCUUAAUUGAGUAUAUAUGUGUAUACAUCCAAGUUAACCCAUGACUUAGUUGAGUAUAUGUAUGUUUAUACAUUCAAGAUAAGCCAUGGCUAAGUUGAGUAUAUAAUAAUUAUAUGUUUAUACAUUCAAGAUAAGCCAUGGCUUAGUUGAGUAUAUUUAUGUGUAUUCAUCCAAGUUAACCCAUAGGUUUUAAUAGUUGAGUAUAUAUAUAUAAAUGUAUACAUUCAAGAUUAGUCAUGGCUUAGUUAAGUAUAUGUAAGUACAUCUAAGAUAACCUGAACUAAGUUGAGUAUAUAUGUGUAUACAUCCAAGAUAAACCAUGGCUUGGUUGAGUAUAUAUAUGUGUAUACAUCCAAGAUUAGUCAUGGCUUGGUUGAGUAUAUAUAUGUGUAUACAUCCAAGAUUAGUCAUGGCUUAGUUAAGUAUAUGUAAGUACAUCUAAGAUAACCUGAGCUAAGUUGAGUAUAUAUGUGUAUACAUCCAAGAUAAACCAUGGCUUGGUUGAGUAUAUAUAUGUGUAUACAUCCAAGAUUAGUCAUGGCUUAGUUAAGUAUAUGUAAGUACAUCUAAGAUAACCUGAGCUAAGUUGAGUAUAUAUGUGUAUACAUCCAAGAUAAACCAUGGCUUGGUUGAGUAUAUAUAUGUGUAUACAUCCAAGAUAAGCCAUGGCUUAGUUGAGUAUAUAUAUGUGUGUACAUGAUCCCUAGCAGAGUCAUCAAUUUAAAUUUAAUUUAUGAUGCACUCUAGAUCUGUAACAUACCUAAAACUUUAUCCGUGGAGCAGUACAGUGGUAUUUAUACAUAAUACACUGACAUGGGAAACACUGAAUGUAACAUGUCCAACAUCACUGACAUAAAUACUAAGCCAGAGGGGAUUUGUUCACUUUGACUUAAUGUAUGUGUUACGAUUUUAUACAUGGUAGGAUAUGACACUUAGUGUGUGUGUAUAUAUAUAUAUAAGUCAUGCAAAUGUGUUGUCACUCUCUUGAAAAAUUUUCAGCAGUUAUGAAGUUACUUUAAAAAGAAGUGAAUGAUAGAUUGGAAUUUUGUAGAAAACUUUUCCAUCAGUCUGUAAUUUUUUUUCUAUUGGUCAGAAUUAUUAGUCAAUAAUCAAGUUCAAUUUUGAUAUUCCCUCUCAUCCUACAUAUACCAUUGAAAUGUCAUGAAAUAAAACAGUAUAUCCAUUCGAUAGUAUGCAUUGAGGAUUCCUAUGGUUACUUGAAGGUGUAGUCAAGGUCAUAGUUGCCCGGGGUGACUAUAUAGGUUUCUUCUCCGAUCAUCUUGUACGAUGAACAUGAAAUCCAAAGGUUGUCACUGCUCUUACGGCUUCAUUCCUGGAGGGAUUUUGAUAAAACUUCACACAAUGAUAAAGGAUCAUAAUAUCUCAGACAAGUUUAAGUGUUAUUGGGUCAAGCUCACUGUUACUAAUUUUAGCAGAGGCCAGUAAGGGACAUGUAUUGCUUUAGCAUUACCAAGUAUGCUUGUUUAGAUCUUAUUUUUUACUUUAUCCAUAAACGUACAUUUGUCUCAUGAUUUAUAUUAAAAGCAUAAAAUAACAAGUUUUCAUCAUAACACUGGAUAUCAUAAUCUACUCUAGUCACAUUGAUUCCCCGAUCAGUGAAUUUUGAUAUUAAAGUUUCUUUAGAAAGGCUAGUGUUAUAAAAACAUAUACAUGUAUUUUACCAUUGUCGGUAACCCAUGAUACAAUAUAUUCUUGUUACGUGUCUCUUAUGAUAAAAUACAACAUUAAUAUAGCACUCUCUCUCAUUUGCAAGAUUUCUCCAAAGCAUUUCCAGUAAUAAUGAGUUUUAUAUACAGCUGUAUAUCAUAGCAACAUAACCAUCUCAAAGCAGCUCUCAAAUUAUUAUCUGUGGUUAUUGGGCCUUCAGCAACCAGCCAAUGUCUUUCUCAACUCCCUGAGGAGAUGAUGGCCAGAGCUGCCAUUUCUUACACUGCCCUACCAUGUACUCAUUUACAGUUGAGUCGACAGGAACACAAUGGAGUAAAUUAUCUUGUUCAGGACUACAACACAGUACCCAUGCACUCAAACUAGUGACCCCUUGGUAGCCAAGCAACCUAGACUAGACCGGAGUGCCUCAGUGUGUCUCUUCGUUUACUAUAAGCAACAGUACAAUCAAAUGUAGGUCAUUUACAUUGGUAUCUAACCAUUGUAUUCAUAAUUAUAUUUUUGACGAAUCUCAUAGAACAUUCUUGGUAAAUUCCAGUUUUGGACAGUCACCAAAUAUCCCUUAUAGAAUGGACAGCCAGCUUGAUAACAAAACUUGUGUUUUUGGUUGUUUGACGAAAGUGAUCUUGUCAUGGGCCUGGCUGUGCAUAUAUGGAUUGUUUUACAUUUUCCACUUCUCCCAAACCCCAGGACCAGUGAAAAUGUACAGAAACCUUCCAUGGCCAAAGGUCAAUAAAAAUUGGGAAUUAUAUGGUCCCCACCCAUCAGGGGCCUGCGGAGUAGGGCAAAAAGGGGUCAAAUGGACUGAAAUCGGCUAUAUAUUUUCAGUAAGAUUCUGAAUACAAAUUUAAUGUACAUACUUUGAAUCACAAGAAAUGUUAUCUUUUCAAUGCUUCAUAUGGCAUCAAACCUGGUAAAUUCUAGAUUUAAACAUUGAAGGGAUUGAAAAGCACAUCUUGUAUUGACCUCCAUUACCUAUAAUCAGUUGUCAUGGUCCUAUUUGUUACUCUACCUUCCAUUGUCAAUAUAUGCCAGUAGCAGAUGUGUUAAUUUUGACGAGGUUCCUCAUAACAUAUUUUGUAUUGAAGUUGUGCUUUAGGUUGCUGUUGGCAAGCACGAGGCACAUGUAUCAAGUCCAGCGUAUAGGUACCUUGUAAAAUAAGUGAAGCAAUGCAUGAUUAAUUACAUAAGAGUUGUAUAUAUUGUUUCCCUUCAUUACAUAUGUGAAUCUUUUAUUAGGAAGGUAGAUUGUCAAAUAAUUACUGCAUCGUUAUACCCUCUGCAACAAAGCUAGGGGAUUAUACUGGAAUCAGCUUGUCUGUCCGUCUGUCGUUAGAAAAAAAGGUUUUCUAAAAAUGUAAACACAUUUCAAUGAAACUACACAGGGAUAUUAGGGACGAUAUGUAAAUGUUCAUUAACUUUUGUUUUUGAAGAAAAAAUAGUUGCUAUGGCAGCUUGGUCACAACACAUGUUUUAAACAAAGGCCCAUAGCUCAUCAGUCCUUAGCUGACAUGUAUUAGAAGUCGGUCAAGUGGUGUAACUAAAAUCAAAGCCUAUAAUUUGAUACGUUAUUUGUGUGAAAUAGAAGGGUUUGAGGUAUAGUGUAGACAAAUACAAUGGUACCAUUUUCCAAAACAUUAGUUGUAAUUUGACCGCCAUGGUAACCAAGAAAGCUACUAUACAAGUUACAAUGUAAAUGAUAAGUAGAAGGGUAUUAUUACGUUACAGUUCUAGUAUGAAUUCAGGUGUUAGUAGUAAAUAGGGUUACAACCUGUGGUUGUGACUGUCAUACCUGACGUGUGUCCUCUGAAUCAAGGUGUGUAGUAGCUAUAUAUGGAGGCUAAUUGGAUUUCUGAGAACCUAAGGGUUGUGGCUGUCACAACUGAUGUGUGUCCUGUGAAUUGAGGUAUUUAAUAGCUUUAAACUAGGGAGGAUACUGUCACACCUGAUGUGGGUCCUCUGGAUGGAGGUGUGUAAUAGUAAUAAACUAGUGGAAAUACUGUCGCACCUGAUAUAUGGAGCACUGUGACUUUUACUUUUAGUUUGUUCCAUAUUUUACAUGAUAUCCUUGUAUUUGGAACUUUUUAAUGGAUCGUUUGAAGUCUUAAUUGAUGAUUCUGAAUUAAAAACUUACGUUUAUAUGACCUGAGUAUCAUAUAUGUUUUACUAGUAAUGAAGACAAUGUUUUAUAAAUCAUCCAUUGGUGUAACUUGA
Molecule: messenger RNA, 5523 nt
Organism: Pecten maximus
Lineage: Eukaryota; Metazoa; Mollusca; Bivalvia; Pectinida; Pectinidae
Product: nuclear inhibitor of protein phosphatase 1-like
Exons: 7
Coding region: 70-1092 (340 amino acids)
Cellular component (GO): nuclear speck
Molecular function (GO): protein serine/threonine phosphatase inhibitor activity; mRNA binding; protein binding
Source: RefSeq, a predicted model, not a curated record